Molecule: messenger RNA, 1314 nt
Organism: Carlito syrichta (Philippine tarsier)
Lineage: Eukaryota; Metazoa; Chordata; Mammalia; Primates; Tarsiidae
Gene: ATG14
Product: autophagy related 14
Biological process (GO): cellular response to starvation; autophagosome assembly; mitophagy
Cellular component (GO): extrinsic component of omegasome membrane; mitochondria-associated endoplasmic reticulum membrane contact site; extrinsic component of phagophore assembly site membrane
Source: RefSeq, a predicted model, not a curated record
AUGGGGCGGACCACACUGGAUGAGAGUGUGUCUCCUCUCCUGGUGUGUGGCCGGGCUUUUGUUUCCUGGGCAGUGCUGACAGUGCUGGGCACAUGUGUUCUGGAUUCCACACCAGAUCUGCGUCCCACCCUGCUGGUGGCUGCUGCGUUGCACGGUGGCUUUUCAGAGCCCUCGGGCCCUUUCUGUUCCCUGUCCCUCUUUGCGAAUGACAUCUGCUGGGAGAUUGUCCCUGGGUUCUCUGAUUAUUCUGAAGGCCUUCUCAAAACCAAGGAAAAGAAUCAGAAGCUUUACAGUCGAGCACAACGGCACCAAGAGAAGAAGGAGAAGAUUCAGAGGCAUAAUCGCAAGCUGGGUGACCUGGUAGAAAAGAAAACCACCGACUUGAGAAGUCAUUAUGAGCGUCUGGCAAGUCUUCGGCGGGCCCAUAUAUUAGAGCUCACCUCUGUCAUUUUUCCCAUCGAGGAAGUGAAGACUGGUGUGAGAGACCCUGCGGACGUGUCCUCAGAGAGUGACAGUGCCAUGACCUCCAGCACUGUGAGCAAGCUUGCUGAAGCCCGCAGGACAACGUACCUCUCUGGACGAUGGGUCUGCGAUGACCACAACGGAGACACCAGCAUCAGCAUCACAGGGCCUUGGAUCAGCCUCCCCAACAACGGGGACUACUCUGCCUACUACAACUGGGUAGAAGAGAAGAAAACGACACAGGGGCCUGACAUGGAGCAUAACAACCCUGCCUACACGAUUAGCGCUGCACUGUGCUAUGCCACCCAGCUGGCCAGCAUUCUGUCUCACAUCCUGGAUGUAAAUCUUCCCAAAAAGCUGUGCAACAGUGAAUUUUGUGGGGAAAAUCUAAGCAAGCAGAAAUUUACUCGAGCAGUGAAGAAAUUGAAUGCAAAUAUUCUUUACCUUUGUUUUUCUCAGCAUGUAAAUUUAGAUCAGUUACAACCACUGCAUACCCUCAGGAAUCUAAUGUACCUGGUCAGUCCAAACUCCGAACACCUGGGCAGGUCGGGCCCCUUCGAAGUGCGAGCUGACCUUGAGGAGUCCAUGGAGUUCGUGGACCCCGGAGUCGCUGGUGAGUCGGAUGAGAGUGGGGACGAGCGCGUCAGUGAUGAGGAGACCGACCUGGGCACAGACUGGGAGAACCUGCCGAGCCCUCGCUUCUGCGACAUCCCCUCACAGCCUGUGGAUGGCUCCCAGAGUCAGAGCGCCCAGGCAUCCCCGCCCAUCGCCAGUAGCAGCGCCGGUGGCAUGAUCUCAUCCGCAGCCGCCUCGGUGACCUCCUGGUUCAAGGCUUACACUGGACACCGCUAA